Molecule: messenger RNA, 1035 nt
Organism: Cephus cinctus (wheat stem sawfly)
Lineage: Eukaryota; Metazoa; Arthropoda; Insecta; Hymenoptera; Cephidae
Exons: 5
Coding region: 97-1035 (312 amino acids)
Source: RefSeq, a predicted model, not a curated record
GCUUCACAAUACGUGGGGUAUGUGUUAAACAGUAUCGGAGACAAAAAGAGAAAAAAACAAUGCGAUCUUCUUCAUAAUUUUUUUACAGAUGAAAUCAUGUCGAUAGCAUCGGCCGCUAGCGAUCUCAGUGUCUACGGCGAUGAUGAUGAUGACCGCUCCACCAUGUCCAGCGUUUCUAACGAGCGCUAUCAAUAUGUAGGUCCGUUGGAGGCUGCUGGCUACGAUAACGACAUUGCACCGGACAACGCACGGCCUCCGCAGGAGCACGACGACGCUGAAGAACCGGUGCUAUGGGUUCGUAGGAACGGCGUGUACGAGGUAGCGGAUGCCGACGAAGCGGCCGAUGCAUUGGCGGGGCGCGAUGGGGCUCCGAGCGCAGUGGCUACCCUCGAGGAAGAUGCGGUGGAUGUGGACACACAGUACCAGACUGGCGGGGGACCCCUUCUUCGGUCGCAGAGUUGUGUCGACGAAGACGCCCACAACGAGGGAGCCAGCGAUAACGACGUGUUACCACCAGCGUAUAGGUUUACCGUACAAGCCGAAACGACGCGUCGCAUAAAUCGGUUUCGAUUAGACGUACGCGAAAUAACAAUGGCUAUCCGGCAGCCACCCCGAGAUCCUGAUACGAAUAUGCAGAUACAGAAACUGUCUGGUGACGACGCGGUGCGUAUCCACACCCCAAAUCUGUGCGUCGUUCAGCAGGUGUGUACAGCGUGCAUAAGUGAUACAGAUCUCGCGAGGGUAUGUCCGUCUUGCGGUGUACACGAGUACAUCUUCGAAGAGGAUCCUGUAAGGCAGUUUGUAGAUUUCGCAUGUGAUCCUAAAAGAAAAUCGUUUCAGCGUGUGAUCUGCGUGGCGCAUAAUGCCAAGGGUUUCGACGCGCAGUUUGUACUACGAGCGCCGCCAAAUAACCUCAUUUGGCAUAAUGGACACACGGUGGAAACAUCCGUGGACAUCGAUGGUUUGCGGGCCAACGGGGUGCGGGAAGACGUUUUUCGUAAAGAAAUUCCUACGCUUCAUCGAGGAUAUGAGUGA